Messenger RNA from Boleophthalmus pectinirostris (great blue-spotted mudskipper), 3529 nucleotides. It is a transcript of the gene ubxn2a, whose product is annotated as UBX domain protein 2A. The transcript has 7 exons. Gene Ontology annotation, molecular function: ubiquitin binding. The coding region runs from base 120 to 863 and encodes 247 amino acids. Lineage: Eukaryota; Metazoa; Chordata; Actinopteri; Gobiiformes; Gobiidae. The record is from RefSeq and is a predicted model, not a curated record. Gene Ontology annotation, cellular component: nucleus; cytosol. Gene Ontology annotation, biological process: proteasome-mediated ubiquitin-dependent protein catabolic process; nuclear membrane reassembly; autophagosome assembly.
GUCACUCCUCGCACAGCGGCAGCAGCGGCGGCGGCAGUGGCGGAUCUGCGAGCGGAGAGCAAAACUUACGGCCGCGGGAUUAACCGACAAACACGGACUGAUGGGAAAAACAAAACGUCAUGAAAGAUUGUGACACUGAGGGGGAUGAACAGGAAGAAAUCUGUGAUGAAAACGAGGAGGAGGUUCCAAUGAGGAGAAGUUUCUCGGUUGAAGACCUGCUCGAUGAGGUGGAGAAGAUCUGUUACGAUGCCUCAGGGUCAUCUAAGGUGGAGAUGGUGGUACGACUGUGGAAAGACGGCUUCACUAUAAAUGAUGGAGAGUUUCGGAGUUACUCUGUGCCUGAAAACCAGGACUUUUUGGAUGCCAUCAAAAGGGGGGAGCUUCCAUCUGAGUGGGAGAGCAGAGCAGAGGAAGAGGAGCUAGAAAUCAGCGUGGAAGAUUUCACAGAAGAACCAUAUGUCCCCAAAAAGAAAGCAUUUCACCCUUUCAGUGGACGCGGAUACAGACUGGGCAGUGUUGCGCCCAGAGUAGUGGCCAGGUCACCAUCUGUGCAUGAGGAUGGAGAAUCUGCUCCUAUUCCCAUGGUAACACUAGACCACGCCCUGCCCGUUACCUCGCUGCAGAUUUGGUUGGCUGAUGGCAGGAGACUGGUACAAAGGUUUAACUUAUCGCAUCGGAUCACUGAUGUCCAAGAUUUCGUCACGCGUUGUCAGAGGAGCUGCCCCCCUUUCGUCCUCACCACGUCGAUACCAUUUCGAGAGCUGAGCGACCUGGACUUGAGCCUGGAGGAAGCAGAUUUAACCAACGCAGUGAUCGUGCAGAGACCUCUCAACACACAGGCAGCCUUUGGUCACUCCUCCUGACCCCAUACAGGUCCAAUACAGCUCAAAUACAGCUCCAACACAGCUCCAGUACAGCUCCAUCACUCACACACACAUAGAUUAUUCUGUCCUUCAAUAUUUACACUGAUUGGAAGCUCAAGGCUGCGUAUAACUCACUAUCCAUUGACUCAGCAGUGUCUCUUCCCAACCUCACUAAGACACUGUGGUGGAAAAUCUACUCUAUUGUGUUACUUAAGUAAAAGUAUAGAUACUAGAGCACAAAUACUCAAGUAAAAGUAUUAAAGUACCUGUGUAAAAAUGUUCUUAAAGGUGCACUGUGCAACUUUUUGGUUGUCACCUUCUUGUUUCUAUGGAGAUGUCAUUUCUCUGCCUGGAAUGUUCCACAGUGUGACAUGAAACAGAUCUGCUUUACGUUAUUCAGUUGAGGCUUUUUGAGGUUUAUAGUUCAAAAAUACCUAGAAAAACAGACAUUCUGACUGUGAGUGGGGUCGCCUCUCCACAGAGCUGACCUGUACCUUGGUCUGGUUUGGUCUUCAUGAAGAUAAAAAGGUUUAAUGUCAUACUGUGAAACAUUCCAGACAAACAAUAACAUCUCCAUGGAGAAAAACAUUUGAAGGACCCUCCACCAAAAAAGUUACUCAAUGCACCUUUAAGUAAAAAUACAGAUACCAGAGCAAAAAAAAUACUCAAGUGUCACAUGAAAAAAAUCUGCUCAAAAAAUCUGUUUAAAAAUGUACUUAAAGAGUAAAAAGUAAAAGUAUUUUACAGAUUUUGAGGUCUCAUAUGGCUUCAAAUGUAGUGAUUUUGAUACAGAUUUGUGCUGAAUUUUUUCAACAGGAACAGUUAAAUCGAUUAUUUACUUGUAGAUUUUUUUUUGCUUAAACUAUGAAUGUGUUAAAAAAAAACAACAAAAAAACAACUCUCAGCCUUUUCAGCUCUCAAACUAUAAUAAGAAACACUUUUAACUUUUCAGUCCUCAAAAAUGUAGUGGAGUAGAAAGUACAGAUACCUGCUCUCAAAUGUAGUGAAGUAAAAGUAAAGUGUCCACUUUAAAUUCUACUUAAGUACAGUACAGGUACCUAAAAUAUACUUACAGUACAGUACUUCACUACUUCAUUACUUUCCACCACUGCUAAGACAGAUAUGCAUUGUGCUAACUUAGUACUCUAGGGAUGUAGAAUUUUAGUCAUUUUUAAAGUCACAGUAUGUAACUUUUUAGCUUUUUGCUAAUUGCACUGAAAAAUUUGUCUUUAGUCUGAGCGUGCUUGUGAUCUUCAUAAAUCUGAGGAGGGCUUCUUCCUGCUUGUUUCCAUGGAAAUGUAGUUGUUUUGGCUAUAAUAUUUCACAGUAUGGCAUUAAACUCAUUCAUCACCACGGAGAUUGUUCCGAAGUAUGUACUGCCUCCAGAAAGAUACAUACUGUACCUUUAAAAUCUUUUUAUUUUAUUUAUUUAUUUUUUUUUUACAAAUUUAUUUUUGUGGAAAUUAUUUUACAACUUUCAGAAUUGUUGUUGCCAUAAACAGCAGAUUCUCAGUGCUACGACUACUUUAUUUUGCUGUUACCAAGGUUUUGUUUCUCCUCUUAAUAGAGCAAUGACAGGAAAAGUUAAUGGGCUCUAUUCACACUUACGUCACAAAACCGGAAGACAUCUGGAAACGUGUGGAUGACAACUCUUCCUUUGGGCUCUGUUGGCGAUAGUAACUCUGGGAAAUCUGGGAAAACUGAGAAAGUGGGCCGGUUUUCUUCAUCUAGAUAUCAUUGUAUUCUUUAUUUUUUUCCUUUUAUAAUCUGCCUAUAAAUUUAUUAUAAUUUGUCUUAAAAUUGAAGAUACGAUCAGAGAGUCCCGUCUCCCAUGGAAAGCUUUGGCAGGUUGUGAAGAUGCUGCUGAUUCCACGGUUUUAUCACAUGCCCAGUGUCGGGAACUACACCGGAACUCGUCAUCCGCAUGUUUCCAAAUGUCUUCCGGUAAGUGUGAAUAGAGCCUAUUAAAACAUUAACAACAGUCAGUGGCAAUUUCAACCUAAAAAAACAAAACAACUUUUAUUGGCACAAAUAACAGGCAAACAGACAAAAAUAUGGAGAUUCUUUAUUCACUCACUUUACCUUAUCAAUUUUAUUCAACCUUUAGUUACAUUUUAGGAUUCAUUUUUAUUAUAUUUUUUAACAUAAGUCAUUUAUAAGAUGCACAAUUUCAUAGUUUUCUCUGAUGACAUCCCUACAUGGUACCACUUUUAUCAGAACACUAUCAAACACAUUAUAUUUCUUAAUUUUUAGGUCAGUAUUCACCUGCCUAUAUACUACAAUGAUAUAAUAAUAUAACUGAGAUUAAAAUAAAUGCAGUUUUAACUAUCACUAAUGCAAAACACAACAUAAUUUUACAUAGAAGUACACCAGCACUUCGUAAGUCUUCCCAAACAGCUUUCAGACAGAUCUCUGCACUAAAAUGAAUGGGGCUAGUACGACACUGCAUCUUGUGAUCCUGUAUUAUGGAAAAGCUAUAUUUAUGACGCAUGCUGUUUUGUUUACAUACUCUGAGGAGGAAAAUGUGAUGAUGGCGUAUUUAAAAUGGCCAGACUGUUCUGUGAGUAUCAUGUCAUGCUAGUAUUUUUCAUGGAUUGCCUUUAUUUGGAGUUGAAUGUACCUCAAUAUCUUAAUUAAGCUAGAAUAAAAAUCCUUACUUUAUGCAA